AUGUCCGCUCCGGGAGAACGCAAAUUCUCCCAAAAACUCAUGGGACUAGAGGCUUGCAACCUGCCUAUGGGUUUAAAUUUUUUUUUGCAUGUCACAGUAAUAGAAAAGAGUCCUGAUUCCGGAGGAAAGCCUGGUACGGUAGCGCCAGGAAGGACGGGGUUGCAGGAGUCAUAUAGGCUACCGAAACGGAAAAGGAUUAGGAUGACGAUCUGUACUUAUAACGCACGUACGCUUGCACCGGAAGCAGCAAACGAAGAUCUGAUGAUGCAAGCAAAGAAGAUCAAGUACGACUGA
Molecule: messenger RNA, 294 nt
Organism: Necator americanus (New World hookworm)
Lineage: Eukaryota; Metazoa; Nematoda; Chromadorea; Rhabditida; Ancylostomatidae
Exons: 1
Coding region: 1-294 (97 amino acids)
Source: RefSeq, a predicted model, not a curated record